AUGAGUAUCCUCAAGACCGCCGGUCGGUGGCGUCCCAGCACAGUGACGAAACUCUCCAAGGGCAGGAAUAUGAAGAGUGUCGCCGCGACAGACCCCGUGUUCGAUUUAGAUCGCUGCAAGACAACGGAGACGAUGCACGUACCUUGGUCAAUGAACGAAUUCAAACCGAGGACCAUGCUCGACAACCAUUCCAUCCACCACCCGGAACAAGGAGGCAUGAAGAGCGACGGUCCAGGUAAACCAGAACGUCGAGAAAACGACGAGGACGACGAAGACAAAGAACCAGCGAAACGGAAAAGGGGGUUUGGUCUUUUGACUAGGAUGAAGAAGUUUUGGGACGUGGAAAAGGCGCGGACGUUGGCUCAGAAGCUGGGCCGUGAACCGCAUGAAGGUGAUGGACUGACCUCGUCGGUUCCAGAGAAGACUUGGGCGGGUGACGGAAAUAUACCGGUAUCGGAUAUCACAGAUGACCAUCACAAGACGGACGAAGAUCGCCAAAGAGACCAGGCCCAUGCAACAUCUGAAGCUCAUCGACUAGUUCGUGAACUGACGCAGAAUCACGCUCAACCCAGACCCCGUCCUCGACGUAGACACCCAUCAGAGACCGGACCGGCAACUCCUUCUGGUGCAGAAGAUGAAGAAGCCAUGGCAAGGAUGAGCGGAGGAGGUGUCUUGGGAAACUUACUCAAGCUCUAUGGAGCGAGUCAACAGCAAGAACCGGGCCAAGCCAGUCGCGCCGGAAGCACCAGUACAGAAUUUGACUCGGAUGUAUCACGAUCCCCAGGCUGGACCACUCCAACAUCAGGAGCCACAACUCCAAAAAAAGAAAAAGUGAAAUGGUACAACAAGGACAAAAAUAAAUCAACCAGCUCUCUAGUCGGUGCUGCAUCGCACUUGACCGCCGCAGGAUCGCCCAACCACUCUAAUCGCAUGAUGUCAGCUGCAGCCAAGCGGCGCAAACAAGGUGGCAAGCCGAAGCUGGAAGAUGAGAUUCGGGUUACAGUUCACAUAGCAGAGAUUAUCUCUCGGCACAGGUUUCUCAUGGGGCUGUGUCGUGCUUUGAUGAAAUUCGGCGCUCCAACUCAUCGACUGGAAGAGUAUAUGCAGAUGACGGCCCGAGUCCUGGAGGUCGACGCACAGUUUCUGUAUUUGCCAGGUUGUAUGAUUGUAGCGUUUGAUGAUUCGACGACGCGGACAACAGAGUUCAAAUUAGUUCGCGUGUCUCAGGGAGUUGAUCUCAGUCGUUUAGCGGAUACUCACAGCGUGUACAAAAAUGUCGUGCACGAUAUGAUUGGAGUCGAGGAGGCGACCAAGCAGUUGGAGGAAAUCAUGAAUCGCAAGCCCAAAUUUCCAACGUGGUUCUUGGUGUUUAUGUAUGGUUUGGCCAGUGCGACUGUUGGUCCAUUUGCUUUUCAAGCUCGUCCUAUUGACAUGCCCAUCUCCUUUAUAUUGGGGUGCAUGUUGGGCUUCAUGCAGUUGGUCCUGGCUCAGAAGUCAGCGCUAUAUUCUAACGUUUUUGAAGUGUGUGCAACGGUCUUGACUUCGUUCCUUGCGCGAGCAUUUGGAAGCAUACGAUGGGGAAUUGUUGAUGGCAAACAACAGUAUCUUUUUUGUUUUUCAGGCAUCGCUCAGUCAGCCAUUGCUCUCAUAUUGCCCGGUUUCUUGGUUCUUUGCAGCAGUUUGGAGUUACAGUCCCAUCAAAUGAUUGCCGGGUCUAUACGGAUGGUCUAUGCUAUCAUCUACUCACUCUUCCUCGGAUAUGGCAUUACUGUUGGGGUUACAAUCUACGGUUUAAUGGACGGGAACGCAAAUUCUAACCCAAACUGUCCGCCAUGGCCUAUUAGCAAUCCUUAUAUACAAAGGUUUCCCUUUGUCGUUGCAAUGACUAUAUGGAUUGUCAUUAUCAAUAAUGGCAAAUUCAAGCAAGCCCCUGUGAUGAUGGUCAUAGCAUUUAUUGGCUAUGUAGUCAACUAUUUUAGCACGAAGCGUAUCGGCAGCAACUCGGAGGUUGCCAACACGCUAGGUGCUUUUGUUAUCGGUGUAUUGGGAAAUCUAUAUAGCAGACUAUGGCAUGGACAUGCUGCCACUGCGAUCCUUCCGGCCAUAUUCGUUCUCGUCCCUUCCGGUCUUGCCGCAUCUGGGUCUCUUAUUUCUGGCAUUGCAUCCGCUGAUGAGAUUAGAAGUAACGUCACCGCACCGAAGAAUGAGUCGAGCACAGGAGGAGGUGGUGGUGGUGGUGGUGGCGGAGGAGGAUUGUCGUCAGCAUCGAAUACGUCUGUCUUCAAUCUUGGAUUUGGUAUGAUUCAGGUCGCUAUUGGCAUCACAGUUGGCUUGUUCAUGGCUGCAUUGGUUGUAUAUCCUUUUGGAAAGAGGCGGAGUGGACUUUUCAGUUUUUAGCUGUGGGCAUUUGCAUACUUUACCUGCGAGGGAUGUCAGUUUUUAGCAUAGUAGGAUUUGAGCAGAAGCAUAGUUUAUAUUGCAAGUAUAGUAGAUACGUACCUGUGAUGGAUUUGAAAAUAUCAAUAGAAUGGAAGUACUCACAC
Molecule: messenger RNA, 2543 nt
Organism: Talaromyces stipitatus ATCC 10500
Lineage: Eukaryota; Fungi; Ascomycota; Eurotiomycetes; Eurotiales; Trichocomaceae
Product: DUF1212 domain membrane protein
Exons: 2
Coding region: 1-2397 (798 amino acids)
Biological process (GO): transmembrane transport
Molecular function (GO): transmembrane transporter activity
Source: RefSeq, a predicted model, not a curated record